Sporisorium graminicola is the source of this 969-nucleotide messenger RNA. RefSeq lists its product as uncharacterized. Gene Ontology annotation, biological process: iron-sulfur cluster assembly. The transcript has a single exon. Bases 1 to 969 code for a protein of 322 amino acids. The record is from RefSeq and is a predicted model, not a curated record. Lineage: Eukaryota; Fungi; Basidiomycota; Ustilaginomycetes; Ustilaginales; Ustilaginaceae.
AUGGAACAGAAGGACAACGCAAACCCCAUCGUAUACCAGUCCGGCUCGAGCUCGACUCAGCGACGCACGUCGUCCAACGCCAACGCAGAGUGGUGGCGCGACCAUUCGAUCCACUCUUCCGCAGCAGCGCCACAGUCGGCCAACGGUCGUUCGUUCGCUGGCAUCCGAGGAGGCUCUUCUACCAACAGCGCUGGCAGCAGCUCGGGCCUUAAUCUCGCUUCUUCAUUCGCACGGGCUACCCGAUCCACCAUCGACGAAGAUGAUCAACUAGACGAGGAAGACGACGACGAGGAAGACGACGACGAGCGAGAUGGCGAUGUCGAGAUGUCGUCCGCGACUCGAAAGCGUCCUUCCGUCUCGCCGCCCACGUCGCCCGAAGCGGAGUCUCCCCCCACCAUGCACGCCAACAAGACCGACCUGCCCUCCACAGCGUCAGACGACCAGAUCGACAGCCAAGAGAUCUACGACCUGAUCCGCUCCAUCACCGACCCGGAACACCCGCUCACUCUAGAACAGCUCGCAGUGGUCAACGCAUCGCACAUCACCGUUUCUCAUGGCGAUACCGCCACCAACAGACUCCCGCACGUACUGCUCGAAUUCACGCCGACCAUCCCGCACUGCAGCAUGGCGACGCUGAUCGGCCUCUCGCUGCGCGUGCGUCUGCUGCGUGCGCUUCCGGACCGCUUCAAAGUGGAUAUCCGCGUACGUCCCGGCACGCACCAGUCGGAGAACGCGGUGAACAAGCAGCUCAACGACAAGGAGAGGGUGGCGGCGGCGCUGGAGAACGCGCACCUGUUCAAUGUGGUGCAGGGCUGUUUGGCCAGUGCGGGCAGGAGGGGGAAGAGCGCCGACGAGGUGGCGGCGUACUUUAGUGGACCUCCGACGGCCGAUGGCGUGCACGACCAGGAUCAUCAGGCGAUCUGGAAGACGGUCGACGAGAUCACAACAAGGAUGGGCAUUGCUGUUUGA